CGCCCAACCGAUGCCAUUGUUUGUGUGCUCAGCUUAAACCGUGAAGCCGCGCAAAGAAUAGGACACUUGAGACACUUCGAUCAACCUAGUGCCUACCGCAUAACAAUACCAAUUUAACGGUUCAAAAUCGAAAUAAAUCAAUUGAUCCAUAUUUGACGAUACUUGCAUAAUCAAAGAAAAAAUGGUGAAAGUGUCCAACCGCAAGAUGCAAUAGGAAUUGUACGAAUUGGCAAUUUGUUAAUCCGACCGACACAUUUUCAGGUAAAUAAACUGCAAAUUUCAAAACUUAUUCCUCCACGACAAAAUCGAGUAUAAAUAUCGAUUUUUCCUUCCAUCUAAUCAGUUCAAAAUCGGGUUCGAUUCAAUCCAUAUAUCGAGAACAAUGGUGACGGCUAGUAAAGGAAUUUUUGUCGUAGCUUUAAUAGUGUUAGUAGCAGUUUGUGCGACUAAUGGCAGAGAGAUUAGAAGGGAUAAACGCGAAGUUUUCGAUUUAGAACCAGCGGAAUCCAAACAUUACAAGAAAGGUGGUGGUAAGGAGCAUCACUCCGAACACCAUGACAGCCAUGGCGAAAAGGGUGAUAAGGGCUAUAAAGGCCACCAUUCUCACGAAAAAGGCGAAAAAGGCCAUCAUGACAAAGAAGACCACAACAAACACUACGAAGAGCACGGUGGGCACAAGAAAAAGCACCACCACGACGACGGCUACUACGGCGAACAUCACAAGGGCGAAAAGGGAGAGAAAGGUCAUAAAUUCGGCGAGAAAGGCUCCUACAAGAAAGGGCACAGCACACAUGGAGGUCACGAUGUCCACAAAUUAGACGAAUUCAAAAAAGAAAAACACUUUUACGAUGAAGAUCAUGACGAAGGCCACCACUCUAAACACGGUGGUUUCCACCACGAAGAUGGAUACAAGAAGGGAGGUCAUAAGAAGGGCGGACACAAGAAGGGCGGUCACCAUGAAGAUCAUUAUGGUAAAAAGGGUCAUCAUGAGCAUGGUUCGCACUAUCAUGAUGAGAAGGGGCACAAAGACGCAGGCGGUCAUGAUGAACACUGGCACCACGACUCCAAGUACGGUAAAAAGGGUGGUCACGAUGAUCACAAAAAGUGGGGAUAUGAAAAACAUGACAAGCACUGAGAUUUCCUGUUUUGUUCACAUUUUGUUGUUGUUGAUGAUGUUUGAUGUUUAUUAUAGAAAAUAAAUCUUUUCUACUAA
Messenger RNA from Coccinella septempunctata (seven-spotted ladybird), 1213 nucleotides. Its product is annotated as histidine-rich glycoprotein-like. The transcript has a single exon. The record is from RefSeq and is a predicted model, not a curated record. Bases 383 to 1135 code for a protein of 250 amino acids. NCBI's taxonomy places the organism in Eukaryota, Metazoa, Arthropoda, Insecta, Coleoptera, Coccinellidae.